UUAAGUGCCUAAUUUUCAGAUCAGAAAUGUAUGAUCCAUAACUUUAUAAAAUUUUACCACAAAAAUGCGUAAAUAUCAACAGUUGGUGCUUAUUGUUGUAACUAUUAUAAGUGUAUUUUUAGUAGUAGUUUAUCGCAACGAAUAUCUUCGUCUAAGAUAUGUAUUAGAAGUAUUAAAUUUUUUCGGAACACCGCCUAAAAAAGAAGAUAUUUUAUCAUUAUCCAAACCACAUUUAUCAACAUGGAAUCCAGAGCCCGUUUGGCAAAAAUUAGAUGAUAAUUUUUAUGCAUACGCUGCACAUAAGACCGAAAAUAUCGGCGAAAUAAAAGUUCUUGCGAUUGGUGAUAAUAAAAUCGAAACUGUUAAGUUAACAUGUAAUUUAUGGUUUGAAGAUAACGAUAAACCAACGAUUGGUAAAUUUAGCUAUGUAAUACUAUCUCAAGGAAAAAUUUUUAAUAAUUACCUAUUUCUAUGUAAACAAAAGCAAUUGAAACAAGUGCCUUAUGCAAUAUCAUUUGCAAAUUCACCAAAAAUAUUUAUAAAAAAUAAAAACUCCUUAGAUAAAAUAUCACAAUUUACAGUUUGUGCUCUUCCAGCCUUGAAUAACUUUUAUGAUACACAAAGUAUAGUUGAUUUUAUAUCGCACAAUCAAGUUUUGGGUGCUGAUGAGUUUAUUUUUUAUAAUGAUUUCAUUUCUCCGAAAAUUCAAACAGCCUUACAUCGGACCUCAAUUGCAAUAAAUGCAAGUUUUACAUUCUUUCCAUGGAACAUUCCAAAUAAUAAAUAUGAAAAUAUGCAAGAAUUAAUAACAAGAGAUUGUUUGUAUCGUACAGCAGGUCGUUCAAAAUAUGUAAUGAUAAUAAAUUUGAACGAAUUCAUAAUACCAAAGUAUUCAUCAUCGUUAGUCACAAUCUUAAACACAUUAGAAAAUGUUAAAGAUGUGCAUCGAUUUACAAUAUACGUGAUAAAAUUUUGUAAAGCCUUGAUGCGUUUAAAAAAUAUUUUACUAAAUACAAGAUAUCUGCCAUAUACAGCUGGUGAAAUGGAUGAAUUUACUGUGUAUACAAAUAUUAAUAGUGAUGUACAUUCAGAAACGGUACAAACAAGAGUCGUUGAUAUGGAUACGGUUGUGUUAAAUCGUUAUAUUAAAUGUAAUGUAAAAGCGAUUACAUUACCCGAUAGUACAGCCAUGAAUUUUGCUGCACAUUUAAAUAAUGCAGAAUUAAAAAUUUUAUAUGAGACUGGUGGAUUUAUUUAA
Chrysoperla carnea is the source of this 1258-nucleotide messenger RNA. RefSeq lists its product as uncharacterized. The transcript has a single exon. Lineage: Eukaryota; Metazoa; Arthropoda; Insecta; Neuroptera; Chrysopidae. Bases 65 to 1258 code for a protein of 397 amino acids. The record is from RefSeq and is a predicted model, not a curated record.